AUGGCCGUCGUGGAGCUUCUCAUCUCGCCCUGGGCCCCAGCCCUCUUAGUGGUGGGCUUGGUAGCCUACUAUAUCUACCCAUUCUUCGUCACAAACGGCAAGCUGCGUGGCAUCCCGGCGCCUUUCCCGGCGCAGUUCACCAAUUUAUGGUUGUUGGCCGUUGUUCGACGCGGAGACAGAUAUCUCACCGUCGACAAGAUCCACAAGGAGCUUGGUCCCGUGGUGCGGAUUCAGCCGAACCAUGUGAGCAUCGCAGACGAUGAUGCCAUUCAGACCAUCUACGGCCACGGAAACGGUUUCCUGAAGUCAGACUUCUACGAUGCCUUCGUCUCCAUCCGGCGGGGCCUCUUCAACACCCGGGACCGCCAUGAGCACUCCCGCAAGCGCAAGAUGGUCUCGCACACCUUCUCCGUCAAGUCCAUCAGCCAGUUUGAGCCCUACAUGCACGAGAACCUCGAGCUCUUCGUCAGGAAGUGGGACGAGCUCAUCAAGAACAGCCCUGCCGGCAAGGGCGCCACCAUCGACUGCCUCAAGUGGUUCAACUACCUCGCCUUCGACAUCAUUGGCGACCUCGCCUUCGGCGCCCCCUUUGGAAUGCUCAAGGCCGGCGCCGACAUCGCCGAGGUCCGCGAGUCCCCCAACAGCCCGCCCAUCUACGCCCCCGCCAUCGAGAUUCUCAACCGCCGCGGCGAGGUCUCGGCCACCUUGGGUAUCUAUCCCGACCUGAAGCCCUGGGCAAAGUACCUCCCCGACCCCUUCUUCAGCCAAGGCCUGGAGGCCGUGCAGAACCUCGCCGGCAUCGCCAUCGCCCGCGUCAAGGCCCGUCUGGACAACCCGCCCGACAUUGACCGUCUCGACCUCCUCGCCCGUCUGAUGGAGGGACGCGACGACAAGGGCGAGCCGCUGGGCAGGGAGGAGCUGACGGCGGAGGCGCUGACGCAGCUCAUCGCCGGCAGCGACACCACGUCCAACUCGUCGUGCGCCCUGCUCUUCCACGCCGCCAGGACCCCCGGCGUGCUCCAGAAGCUGCAGGCCGAGCUGGACGCCGCCAUCCCCCAGACCUGCGACGUGCCGACGUACGAAAUGGUCCGCGACCUGCCCUACCUCGGCAUGGUGAUCAACGAAGUCCUGCGACACCACUCGACGUCCGGCAUCGGCCUGCCGCGCGAGAUCCCCGCCGACUCCCCCGGCGUGACCAUCCGCGGCCACUACUUCCCUCCCGGCACCGUCCUCAGCGUGCCUUCGUACACGAUGCACCAUUCCAAGGAGAUCUGGGGCCCCGACGCCGACGACUUCCGCCCGGAGAGAUGGGAGUCGGUCACGCCGAGGCAGAAGAACGCCUUUAUCCCCUUCAGCCACGGACCCAGAGCGUGCGUGGGCAGGAACGUGGCCGAGAUGGAGAUGAAGCUUAUCGUUGCUACGUGGGCGAGGAGGUAUCGCGUCGAGCUGAGGCAGGAUUACAUGGAGACGAACGAGGGUUUCUUGAGGAAGCCUCUGGCGUUGGAUAUCAACAUUCAGAGAAGGUAG
Colletotrichum truncatum is the source of this 1527-nucleotide messenger RNA. NCBI's taxonomy places the organism in Eukaryota, Fungi, Ascomycota, Sordariomycetes, Glomerellales, Glomerellaceae. The record is from RefSeq and is a predicted model, not a curated record.